Verticillium nonalfalfae is the source of this 1644-nucleotide messenger RNA. RefSeq lists its product as uncharacterized. Lineage: Eukaryota; Fungi; Ascomycota; Sordariomycetes; Glomerellales; Plectosphaerellaceae. The record is from RefSeq and is a predicted model, not a curated record. Gene Ontology annotation, biological process: protein dephosphorylation. Bases 1 to 1644 code for a protein of 547 amino acids. The transcript has 2 exons. Gene Ontology annotation, molecular function: protein tyrosine phosphatase activity.
AUGGAGAUUCCCAAGUUCCGCCGCAAGCCCAAGGCGCCCACCAUAGCCACCGAUCCCAAGACCCUCACCGUCCCCGACGCCGCCGAACCCUCCCCGACGAGCAACACCAUCCCCCUCGCCGUCUCGGCGACGACACCCGGCAAGCAGGGCAGCUUUCGCAAGAGCGCCCUGCGACACCUUCGCUCCUCAGCCAAGCGCGCCCGAUCCCCAGCGCCGCCGCCGCCGCCGCCGCCAGCCUCGUCCUCGCCCCCUCCGACCUUGGCUUCGACCCGUGAUGGCCUCGCUGACGCCAUGCCUGCGUCACCUGUCUCCCUGCGGCACCGCGACGGACUGCUGGCCGACUCGCCCGAGAGGAACAAGCUGAAGAUGCCCUCGUUCCUCGACUUGUCACAAGAAGGGAUCCACUCGAAAUUCCAGGACCUCACUUGGACCGAACGCAACCGCCUGCACAAUGCCAUGGCCCAGGAGGCCGCCACGAAUCCCGACUCGACCUACCGAUAUGCCGUCCAUAAGCAGGUCGACAUGCGCCGCGGCGUCAUGGACCGCUACUGCAACAUCAAGCCCUACAACCGCAACCGCGUCCGCCUGCGCGUCCCCGAGGGCACGCUCGACUACGUCAACGCCUCGGCCGUCGUCCUGCCCUCCCCACGCAGAAGCCUGGCGUCGCCUGCCCCGGCCCCGGCCCCGGCCCCGCUGCGCUACAUUGCCAUGCAGGGGCCCGUCGAGAACUCGGUCGACUCUGUCUGGCGCAUGAUCGCCGAGCAGUUCGACUCGCCCGUCGUCAUUGUCCAGCUGACGACCAUGUUCGAGAACGGCACCAUCAAGUGCUACCCGUAUUUCCCCAUGUCCGCCGAGGACGAGCCCUGGAUUCUCAACGAGGACGACGGCUGGGAGGACGGCUGGGGCGCCGAGCUGCGCUUCGACUCGAUGGAGACGCUCGAGGACGGCGCCAUUGAGCUGCGCAAGCUCAUCCUGCGCGUCGCGCCCCCGCCGCCCUCUGCCGCCCCCGGUACCGACGCCGACGCCGACGACGCCGACAUUGAAGUGACGCAGACGGCCUCGCCGGCGCCCGAGCCCACGGAGCAGGUCAUCUGGCACUUUCUCUACACGCGCUGGCCGGACUUUGGCGCCCCCGCCCUCGAGGAUCUCGGCAGCUUCCUGACCCUCAUGCGCCUCUCGCGCGACUACAACACCGGCAGCAGCACUGUGAGCCUCUCGGACGCAGACUCGACGCUCGCAGCCCCAGCAGCGACUUCCGCCGGCCCGCCUCCGCGCAUCAUCCACUGCAGCGCCGGCGUGGGUCGCACGGGCACCUUCAUCACGCUCGAGCACCUCAUGCGCGAGCUCGACGCCGGCCUCCUCGAAGCCUACCCGGCCGCGGGGCCAGACCUCAUCCACGCGACGGUCGAGGCCCUCCGCGAGCAGCGGCCCAGCAUGGUCCAGGCGCCGCCGCAGUUCCUCUUCCUCUACAGCGUGCUGCGGCGCAUGUGGCUCGAGCGGUACGCGCCGGCGCUCGCGGCGGCCGAGGGGGGUGCCGGCGCCAGCACAACGUCGAGAGACUCGACCGACGGCACGGCGUCGACGGCGGGCGACGGCGAGCCGGCGGCUAAGAGGCUGGAGAUGGGCGAUCCGUUUGUCGAUUGA